Aspergillus niger is the source of this 1167-nucleotide messenger RNA. RefSeq lists its product as uncharacterized. Lineage: Eukaryota; Fungi; Ascomycota; Eurotiomycetes; Eurotiales; Aspergillaceae. The transcript has 4 exons. The record is from RefSeq and is a predicted model, not a curated record. Bases 1 to 1167 code for a protein of 388 amino acids.
AUGCCCGUUCCUGAAAGGGCACCCCUCCAUCGGAUCUAUCACUAUGGACUAUUGAGUCUCCUCUUCCUCCACACAUCCACCGCAGCGGGGAGAUCCAGCAACGAGCAACGCGCAACAGCAAAUCCAGGCUACACUUAUGGCCAAGCUGUGCCAGUGACAUGUCUGAACCGGACGAUUCUGUUUAAAGAACAACGUACUAACGCAAUUGGCAACAGUGACUCCGGCGAACACAUCACCGACCCCCUCGGCAACCUCCAAUACAUCCCCUUUCCAACAUGCAACGAAACCUCCCAACCCUUAUCCCUGCACUACGGCGUCGCCGAACAGACUCUAACAUGCACCAUUGCCUCCCUCCCCGAUGAACUCUACCAUCUCCUAGAGUACUACGUCCACUCGGACGUCCCCAUGACAUGUCGCGUCCCCACUGCGCCCCUUCUCUCUUCAUCCUCUCCGGAUAUCGACAUCAUUGAUACCAUUGACGCCUCCGGCGAACAAGCCUACACGCCCAUCACCUUCGCCAUCCAGGGCACUCUGCAGCUAAGCCAUUUGCACAUAUGGACGGAUAUGAACGUGCUUGUGCAUAACAUGGCUAGUACGGAGAAGAAGAAGAAGCGCAAGGACCCGGAAUAUGUUGUUGCGGGCACGGCGUACAGUGUGCCCGAGUUUGAUAAUCGUGGGGCGAGGGAGCCUUGGACGGAGGGACAUGGGACGAAGGUUGUGAGGGGUGAGCCGUUGACGUUUCGGUUUAGUGUCAAGUGGGUGGAGGGGGGGAGGGGGAUUGGGUGGCCUUCUUCUGAUGGUGGGUAUGGGGAGGAGGAGGGAAGUUGUGGGGGCUGGUUCUCCAGGUUGAUGUUCUUUGGGUUUGCUGCGGCCGUUGGGGCUGUUGCGGCAGUUUAUUGGGAGAGGGUGUAUGGACGUGGACGGGGACGGGGAGAGGGAAUUCUGGGUGUGACUGGUGGUGGUGGUAGGAAGGGGUUCGGGGCGAAUGGGAAUGGGGUGAGGAUGAAUGGGUAUGGAGGGUAUUCGCCUGCUGCUGUGGGAGGAACCGGUGGUGGUAGUAGUGUAGGAGGAUGUAUGAUUGAUGCUGACGACUUUGCCUGGAUAGACGGAGAUACAAACAAAAGCCAGAUGCAGACGCAAGAUGCAGAUAUACUACCAUUCAUGUAG